Molecule: messenger RNA, 1737 nt
Organism: Serendipita indica DSM 11827
Lineage: Eukaryota; Fungi; Basidiomycota; Agaricomycetes; Sebacinales; Serendipitaceae
Source: the annotation of a GenBank genome assembly
AUGCCUACUCCAGAGUCUGUCGCACUCGCUCAUGACCCAACUCUGCUCCACGCUGUUGCUGGUCAAUUUCGCAUCACUCCUGAGCAAGCGUUCCACCUCGUCUAUUGGCAGCCAGACAUUGUAGAAAAGAUGAACAAUGGUGGACUCACGGAAAAUCACGCCGCUGUUGUGCGUAUUGGACCAUCAAUCAGGCCACUGGGUGACAGCGGCGCGCUCUGCUUCUUGUCAACCGAGAAGAAGCGUGCCACUACACGGGCUCUCAGCAAAACAAUGACUGAAUAUAUUGCUCGACGGCCUCUUCGCCGCCCAGCGCCACCACCAGCCCGUCAGGCUCGACGUCGACCCCAAAUCGACAGGCAAUUAGUCGAGGGCGCCGACGAUGAUUUCGGAGGCAAUCAUACACGCCAUCGCCCAACUGGCUCGCGCAGCUCCCAGUCUUCAAACCCACCGCCCACCACCGCCCGCCUCACGCCCAACUCGAGUCUUGCUAGUCUAGCGCGGACAACAAGUCCUGGGACUGCGAGCUCAUAUAGCACGGGAUCAGAUCCGUAUCACCCGGGCUCGUCUGGCUUCAAUGCAUCAACGACUACCCUAGGUAGUUCGAGUCGAUACAGCGGCGAAGACGCACCGCUCAUUCAAAUACGACCGGACCAAAAGGUCGUUCAUACCUACAAUGCUACGGUCUCUGGCUUCGUAAUCCAGUUCUUAAUUACGGUCGAACAAUCACCCACGGUAGAAGAAGAAAGCAUGCUCACGCUCACCUACAAGUCUGGAGGAAUCGAACGACCCCUUUGCGGCAAGGAGCACAUGAGACUGGCCAUAGACCCCCAGACACUUCGCUUUCAUAUCUUCGUGUUCCCGAAGCCAUCUUUACCUGCUGAUUGUCUAUACUGUGUUCGUGUCUGGCUCGAAGCCCAAGGGGUCCAGCAUCGCAUAUUCUCCGAUGAGAAUCUCUGGGUGGGAAAGGAUCCUCCUUUUUCAAGCAUACAACACGUCGCUCUGACGCGUCAGGAUCAGCCUUCUAUCCCAUUCUGCAAGCUGCUCUCUUUGGCUACACUUCGACCGGAUCCAGGGGUGAUUCGGAAAGCCUUCAAGGGGUAUGUGGGCAGAGCCUCAUGUGACUUCAUAGUCAUCAUGAAAAAUCUCGAUCCACUUGGAUCAGUCUGGGGAGUUUCUGUCGAAUACCAGGCUGGCGGUAUAUCACGCUUGGUGUUUGAACAGACCAAGUUUCGGCUUCAUUGUCGUGUAGACGACAUCAAGUUUAUCAUUUACACUGUACCAAUUGAUUCGUCGAUUCCUUACUCCAACCAUCGCAUACGCGUAUGGGUCAAAGGAAUGGACGGGAUCUGCCAACGCCUAUUCAAGUCUGACGAAUUCAGAGUCGGAGCUGAGCUAGCCUUUGAGCCUCUGCUCCACGGGCCAGGCAGUGUCGUAUUUGCGACCAAAGACGCCUCUGCACCUACAAUAACCAACUAUACAACAUCCCUUCACACGGAAUCGCCGCAGGAAGCCUCUUCGCCGAGUGGCAGCAGCGAACAACCCUCUCAGAGCCGUAGGCCGAAUGGAACAACUCUCAGCGAUAGAGAAAGAUCCGAAGUAGAAUAUCAAGAACAACGGAUGGGCAUCAAUGUGGGUAUCGGGAAUGCAAGGGUGUUCUCGAGCGUCCCGAGCAUCGCACCAUUUGAUGAAAACCUUCCAAGCUAUCAAGCUGCACUUAGUUCCGAAUCUGGACGAUGA